Molecule: messenger RNA, 5305 nt
Organism: Hemibagrus wyckioides
Lineage: Eukaryota; Metazoa; Chordata; Actinopteri; Siluriformes; Bagridae
Gene: ece2b
Product: endothelin converting enzyme 2b
Exons: 20
Coding region: 275-2572 (765 amino acids)
Biological process (GO): protein processing
Cellular component (GO): plasma membrane
Molecular function (GO): metalloendopeptidase activity
Source: RefSeq, a predicted model, not a curated record
AGAGGGGGACAGAGGGAAGAGUCUGCAGGCUGAUCGCAGUCUCCUACAGUGAUCAGUGUACGGUGUAUGUUGCCAAACCGUGCUCAGUGACGAAAGCUGGAGAAGACGAAGACGCGCUGGCUCGUCGCGUGCUCAUUACCUUCCGAGAGCUCGGUUGGGAGAGGAGAUGGCUUAGCACGCCGGAGCCAGUCCCAGUCCCACAUGCAUGCAUGCAGAGGUGGAGUGAGUGAAGCGCUCGCCUCCUCGCCUCUCCCCGGACCUCUCAGUCUGCACGAUGAGCGUGGCUCUGCAGGAUCUGCGGAAUAACAUGUCCAACUACAAGCGUGCAACGUUUGAGGAGGAAGAGGGGUCAGACAUUCCAGCUGAUGGAGCCAUUUCUCCUGACAGUGUGGAGGUGGGUUUCCGGAAAGGUGGGAUCCAGCUGUGUGGUGGAUUAGGACGGAGGACUCAGCUGGAGAUCGUGUUGGCUGCUUUACUUGUGGCCUCUCUGUUAUCACUUUUUGCAUGUGCUAUUACCCUGGGAGUUCAUUACAAAAAUGAUCCAUCAUGUAGUCUGUGUCUGACUGAGGCUUGUGUGACAGUGGCCAGUAAGAUAGUGGAGUCUCUGGACCGCACAGUCGACCCAUGUCAGGAUUUCUACCAGUAUGCAUGCGGUGGCUGGAUUCGCAAAAACCCCCUUCCUGAUGGACGCUCACGUUGGAGCACCUUCAACAGCAUCUGGGACCAGAACCAGGCCAUGCUCAAACAUCUACUGGAGAACGGCACCUUUAACUCUAGUAGCGAAGCAGAGAAAAAAGCUCAGUUCUACUACUUGUCCUGUCUGAAUGAGCAGCGUAUUGAGGAGCUGGGAGCCCAGCCACUCAUCGACCUCAUCACGAAGACGGGGGGUUGGAACAUCACUGAGCCAUGGGAAAAGGAUAACUUCAUGGAAGUGCUGAAGACAGUCUCAGGCCCAUACAGAGCCCAGCCUUUCUUCACUGUGGGGGUCAGUGUGGACCCUAAAAACUCCAACAGCAACGUAAUUCAGGUUGACCAGUCCGGGCUCUUCCUUCCCUCCCGGGAUUAUUACCUCAAUAAAACUAAUGAAAAGGUUUUGAAGGCAUAUCUUGACUACAUGGUGGAGCUUGGAUUGUUGCUGGGAGGAGAUAAAAACUCUACCCAAAGUCAGAUGCAACAAAUUCUGGACUUUGAGACUGCACUCGCCAACAUCACUGUGCCCCAGGAUGAGCGCAGGGACGAGGAGAAAAUCUAUCACAAAAUCACCAUUGCUGAGCUGCAGGCACUCGCACCAGCUGUGGAUUGGCUGGACUACCUGACCUCUGCCCUUUCACCCCUUGAGCUCAAUGACACAGAGCCGGUAGUUGUGUAUGCCAAGGAAUACCUGCAACAGGUCUCGGACCUCAUCAACAAGACUGACCGCAAUUUGCUGAAUAACUACAUGAUUUGGAAUCUGGUGCAGAAAGGAGUGUCCAGUCUCGACCAGCGCUUCGAGAACGCCCAGGAUAAACUACUGGAGAGUCUAUAUGGCACCAAAAAGUCGUGUACUCCUCGUUGGCAGACCUGCAUUGGAAACACAGACGACACCCUGGGUUUUGCGUUGGGCGCGCUGUUUGUUAAAGCCACCUUUGACAAACACAGCAAAGAGAUUGCUGAGGGUAUGAUCAAUGAGAUCCGAACUGCUUUUAAAGAGGCUUUGGAUAAUCUCAGUUGGAUGGAUGAACAGACACGACAAGCUGCCAAGGACAAGGCUGAUGCCAUCUAUGACAUGAUCGGUUUCCCAGACUUCAUCCUGGACCCCAAGGAGCUGGAUGAAGUGUAUGAUGGGUAUGAUGUCUCGGAGGACAACUUUUUCCAGAAUAUGCUCAACUUCUACAACUUCUCAGCCAGAGUGAUGGCAGACCAGCUGCGCAAACCUCCAAACAAAGACCAAUGGAGUAUGACUCCUCCUACAGUGAAUGCAUACUACAUGCCCACCAAGAACGGUAUUGUGUUUCCUGCUGGAAUCCUACAAGCGCCGUUCUAUGCUCGGGACCACCCCAAAGCACUAAACUUUGGGGGCAUUGGUGUGGUCAUGGGACAUGAGCUUACUCAUGCUUUUGAUGACCAGGGCAGAGAGUAUGAUAAGGAUGGAAAUCUUAGGCCAUGGUGGCAGAACUCUUCAGUAGACGCGUUUAAGAACCGCACAGAGUGCAUGGUGGAUCAGUACUCUCAGUACACCAUCAAUGGAGAACACAUAAAUGGCAAACAAACCCUGGGAGAGAACAUUGCAGACAAUGGAGGCUUAAAAGCUGCCUAUCAUGCUUACAGGUCAUGGGUAAAGAGGAAUGGGGAGGAGAAAAGACUCCCUGCAGUCAAUCUGACCAAUGACCAGCUCUUCUUUGUGGGGUUUGCACAGGUUUGGUGUUCUGUUCGGACACCAGAGAGUGCUCACGAGGGCUUAAUGACAGAUCCUCACAGUCCACCCAAAUACCGUGUCAUUGGCACACUGUCUAACUCUCCUGAAUUUGCGCAGCAUUUCCAGUGUCCACUGGGCUCACCCAUGAACUCAGGCCACCGCUGUGAGGUGUGGUAAGAGCAGAAACAGCAGGUCCACCGGUAUGCUUUGCUUCGAACAGUUGGCCGGAUAGACUAUACCUUUUCUCAAGCACUGGACUACUUCUUCUUUUCAUAAUCUACAAGAAAAAUGUAAUAUUGCUGGAUAUGAAGCUGAUUUUUGAUGGGUAGUGCCAGAGCCAGAAGGAUAUACAGAAUCAGCCAUUGUUUGUUUAUCCAGCAACUGAUGUCUCACUCCCCUUCUGCACGGCCACAAAAGCCCACAUGGGGGCUGUCCUAUUUAUUAUUUGCUGCACUUGAACCUAUGUGGGGUAUAAUGACAAGUUUUUUAUGCUUGUGUGGGGUUUUUUUGUGCUUCAGAUGGACACGCCUCAUUCUCCCCAAACCCUGUGAUGUCAGAAUGAGCACCUCAUCUCACUUUGACCUCACAGGAAACCAGGAAACCUUUGAUUCCGUCUGUGACCUCACAGGAAGUGCCAUACUAUCUCAGUUUUUUCACAGGAAGCAUUAGGACCGGGAACUGCUGAGCUUCAUCUGCCUAGGAGCCCAGAGGAAGGAAGUGACAUCAUGCUUCUCUGUAUUAUAAUUUUGCCAAGUGGCUUACAGCUGGUGGUUACCCUGUGAUGGAGGACGGCCGCUACUCUGUCAUCCAACCUGUGUAUAACUGCCAUUCGCUUAUUCACAUGUUGACAAAGUUGAGGUGACCUGGUUGUUUGAAACUGCUCUUUUGCCAAAGAAUGUUUGGGAUUUGUUUUUUUGUUACAUGUGUUCUUUAUGAAUGUGUAGAAAAGAAAAAUUGCUUUUGCUCUAUAGAAUCAUGAGGUGUGUGUGUGUGUACACUCUUGUUCAUUUUAAAGUCUGUGAAGUUUCUCGUUUUGUGUUGAACCUUCAAUGAUGUCUAGCCUGCUUAAUUCAUUUCAAAAUAUUAUAAACUUUAUUUUAAGAACCACUAAAGGAAAGGUGAUGCUCUGCCGGAGAUGCUUUUCCAAUCCUCCUUGACGACGUUUCAGGCUGCAUGAGUGAAGUGUAGAGUAAUGGUUAGACCAACCCUUGAAUUGCUGCUGAGUGCUAUUCUGUCUGUGAUGUACAGUUUACAUUCUUUAGUCUUAUAACGAAGUGCAGUGCGUCACCAUAAAAUAUCAACAUAGUUAACAAGCGAGUGAGACGAAUGCUCUUUCUCAUGAAUUAUCACUGAUUUCUCAUUCUAACUGCUCUCUAUACAAAUGGAUAUUUAGCAGGUUUAGGAUUUUGGUUGCUUUAAAUGAGCAGUCAGUAAUUUGGCAUGCAUUAACCUGAAUGUUGGGUUCAUGAACUGAUGAGCAAGAAGGAAGGAAAACCGAGACACUUUCUUGUUCUUACUGGUUGGAUGUUUCAGAAAUGGAACAUUUUGUUUUUCCACUUUCUGAAAAUUAGGGCAGCCAGAGGCUGGAGCAGAUGUGUUUUAUACUCCUUUGCCAAAAAUGACAAAAAAAAAAAGUGUUGCAAUUUAACCACUGACUCCACUUUUAAUGGCAUUAUGUUUAAGAAGUGCAUUGACUAACCAGCUCAUGGUUUAGAAACAGGAAUUUCACUAGCCAUUGCUCCACCACCUCUUCAGCCCAAAGAAAACUGACGGUCUGUUUUAAAGCUGCUGAUAUGACUUUCACUCAUUCACAGCCCCUUUAAGUGAAACACUCUAGCUCUGUCACACUCUGAAAAGUUAGUGCUAUACCACUGAAUUGUUUGAGUCUGAUAAUCGUAUAAUCCACACUUUGUGUCUGGUACAGUGUUAGCUGUGCUGUUUCGUCUGUUGCUGUUUUUCUCCAUCAUUUGUUCAAACAUAAGGCUGGGAUUGUAAAAAUCUGUUCUGCUGUUCUGUCCUACCUGGAAGAGGUGUCACGUCACUCCACCUGCCUUAUAAUGCAUUUCGGCUGCAGUGUCUGUGUCUCGGUGUCGGUGGAUCCUGAGUUUGUCAGCUUCUUAAUGACAGGUCUGCAAUCUCAGGCUACUGUUUUGUCAUAUUGAACCUCCAUCGUUCUGUGCACUUAAAGAAACCCCAUUCACAGAGCAUUUCUCUGCCUGCUUUUGUAGGCAUGUUUUUGCUUAUAACACAUGCUCUCUGAUCUCUCUGCUGAUAUUGACUAUCUGGGAAUAAAGCUUCACAGUUUAAACAUCUGAAGAGUAAAAUCUAGAAAUGUCUACAUGAUAUGAUCUAAAUGGAACUUUGACGCGCUUGAGAGUCUUUAAAUAGACAGAAGCGUUCUCUUUUGACCUCCAUGUUUCCUUUACCAGCCAGUGGUUGAUCUCCUUGGUGUGAAACAGAUUAUUACCAGCUUAUUUUUAAAGAUUAGACAGGGUUUAGUUUACCGAAACACCCAGUAAAUGAAGGGCAGUACCAGGCUGAGCCUUAUGCAGAGUGUGUCAUGGAGAAAAGUGUCCAUUAACAAAUGUCUUUAAUUCUCAUUGGUCUGAUUUCAUCGUCAUCUACACACACAUAAGGUUGUUGGUCUGUAAUUUUUGUAUUUUCUUGUUUUUUUGUUUUCACAUAUGUAUUUUGAUGUUCUAGCAUUAUUUAAGUCACCAAGUGAACAUUUUCGUAACUGAAAGUCUACGUUAAUACAUCAUUAAAAUGUAUGGGGUUACACUGAUUGCUUUUUAGUUUAUUUGACAAAAGUGCAUUCUGUCUGAGGACAUGCUGCCCAGCCUAUAGUGCAACAUUCCACAUCAAGAAGUAUCAAAGAAACUGAAAUAAAGAUUAUAUAUUAUAAAAACC